Messenger RNA from Zasmidium cellare ATCC 36951, 2682 nucleotides. RefSeq lists its product as uncharacterized. Gene Ontology annotation, cellular component: cytoplasm; nucleus. The transcript is spliced from 4 exons. The coding region runs from base 1 to 2682 and encodes 893 amino acids. The record is from RefSeq and is a predicted model, not a curated record. Lineage: Eukaryota; Fungi; Ascomycota; Dothideomycetes; Mycosphaerellales; Mycosphaerellaceae. Gene Ontology annotation, biological process: peptidyl-serine phosphorylation; peptidyl-threonine phosphorylation. Gene Ontology annotation, molecular function: protein serine/threonine kinase activity; protein tyrosine kinase activity; ATP binding.
AUGACUCCCACAUCCACCCCACCACUCCCUCGUCCGCCACCGCCGCCGCCCUCCCCCCCCUCCCGCACCGCCGCAAUCCACCUGUCCACGCCCACCGCCGACUCCGCGCGUGCCUCAGCAGCAAGCAUGGACGACAUGGACGUCGACAUGGACGCCGACCCCUUCAACAAGCAGAAAUACACCCGUCCGCCCAACGCCUCCCGCCUGUCGUCGCAGUAUUUGCCCACCACCACCAAUGCUGCCGAAGAGCAGCAGCAGCGGCAGGCGCGCUACUCGCCCAUGAACACGUCCUCCUCCACCACCUCGCCGACCAGCUACAUGAGCCCGCCCACCACCUCCAAUCCCUACGCUUCAUACACUCCUCAGCAGGCCGCGCGACAGUCGCCCAACCGCCAGAGCCAGUACACCUCGCCUACCCAACAGCGCUACUACGCCUCCCCGCCUUCCUCGUCGCGGGCGACCACCUCGCAAUUGCCGCCUCUGCAGCCCAGCAUGUCGCCCAAUGCCUACUACCCGCAGUCUGCGACACAACAGCUAAACGCCGUCUUCGGCAACGAGCCUGACCCGCAGAAACAACAGCCGCCCACCCAGCAGCAACCGACCCCCAUGUCUGGCACCGAGCAGCCCGUUCCGCAGUUCUCACGAGUACAGAGCGUGAACGAUUUGCAGCCCAGGAUCAACGCUCAACCGCCCUUUCGACGAGCACAUCCCGAAGGCGGCUUCAUCAGUCCGCUACAGGCGCUCACCACCCAUCUUCCGGCCACGUACCGAAUAUGUAACCCCACCUUCCAGUACGAAUCAUCACGAAAUCCGCGAAGAGUGUUGACGAAGCCGAGCAAGGGGGUCAAGAAUGAUGGAUAUGAUAAUGAGGAGAGCGACUACAUCUUAUACGUGAAUGACAUCCUCGGGUCUGAAGAGACGAAUCAUAAGAAUCGAUAUCUGAUCCUGGACGUGCUGGGUCAGGGCACUUUCGGGCAGGUGGUGAAAUGUCAGAACUUGAAGACGCAGGAGGUGGUGGCUGUGAAAGUGGUCAAGAAUAAGACGGCGUACUUCAACCAGAGCAUGAUGGAGGUGUCGGUGCUGGAUUUGCUCAAUGGGAGAAUGGACAAGAAUGACGAUCACCAUAUAUUACGGCUGAAGGACACGUUCAUCCACCGGCAGCAUCUAUGCUUGGUGUUUGAGCUGCUGUCGGUGAAUUUGUACGAGUUGAUCAAGCAGAAUCAGUUCCGAGGGCUGAGCACGACGUUGGUGCGGGUGUUUGCACAGCAGUUGCUGAAUGGGUUGUGUCUAUUGAGCAAGGCGAAACUGAUCCAUUGCGAUCUGAAGCCGGAGAAUAUCCUCCUGAAGAACCUGGAGAGUCCGAUCAUCAAGAUUAUCGAUUUUGGUUCGGCAUGUGAUGAGCGGCAGACAGUGUACACCUACAUCCAGUCACGAUUCUAUCGAUCACCGGAAGUACUAUUGGGCCUGCCAUAUUCUGCCGCAAUUGACAUGUGGUCGCUUGGCUGUAUUGUCGUGGAACUCUUCCUUGGUCUCCCCUUGUUCCCUGGAUCAUCAGAGUACAAUCAAGUGUCACGGAUUACAGAGAUGCUGGGUCUCCCACCUAACUGGAUGCUCGAGGUUGGCAAGCAGUCGGGCGAGUUCUUCGAGAAGGUGCACGAUGAGUUUGGACGUAGAACGUAUAGGCUCAAGUCGAUGGAUCAGUACUCGAGAGAACAUGGGACCAAGGAGCAACCGAGCAAGAAGUACUUCCAGCAGACACGAUUGCCGGACAUCAUCCGAGCGUAUCCCAUGCCGAGGAAAGGCAUGAAGCAGAACGAGAUUGAGCGAGAAAUGGCCAACCGUGAAGCCUUCAUUGAUUUCGUACAUGGCUUGCUCAACAUAAACCCUCUGGAGCGAUGGUCGCCUCAGCAAGCGCGAACGCACCCUUUCAUCACGCAGCAAAAAUUUACUGGUCCUUUCCAACCGCAAAUGAACCUCAAAACCCAAAGCCGAUCACCCGCUCCUGGUGUGCAGCAACAGCAGCAGGCUGAAGCAUUGUCAAGACAACGAGCGCAGCAAGCACAGGCCGCGCAGGUACAGCAAGCUGCCAAUGCGGCUUACGGUCAGAUGCACAUGAGCCCGGGUUAUCCUACCAGCCCGCACGUGGCUCAACAACAGCAGCAAGCGGCAAUGUAUGGAAACAUGUACAGCCCGAGCCAUCAAGGAGCGCCGCCCCCAUAUCCAUCAAACCCGCCUUCAGCAACGGCAUAUGGCCAGCAAGUUCCCAUGAUCCAACAACCUCCUGCCGCAGCGUCGAUGCACCCGUACGCCCAACAGCAGCAAUCCAACCUUUACGCACAGGCAACCACUCGAGCAGGACGACAACGAGCGAGCACAAUGGACAAUAACGGCAUCCCGCCCGCCUUACAGCGAGUCGUCAGCCACCUCGACCCCAACGCCCCGAUCCGCCUCCAGCCCAGUCCGGCAUAUUACCCGCCUCCUCCGGAAGGACAAUCAGCAUCAGACGUCGGUAGCAUCGGAGGGCGACGAAGAACCAGCCGCGCCGGAACGGGACGACAGGGUGGAGGUGGAAACGGUCAAGACCGAAAUUUCGUGAGGAUGUUGGAGGAUCGGACGCUGGAGGAGGGGUGGAAUAGUGGUGGGAGUAGUGGGAAUGGGAAUGGGUGGCAUGGUGGGAUGUAG